Messenger RNA from Knipowitschia caucasica, 936 nucleotides. NCBI's taxonomy places the organism in Eukaryota, Metazoa, Chordata, Actinopteri, Gobiiformes, Gobiidae. The record is from the annotation of a GenBank genome assembly.
AUGGAUUUCAAAGCUCUGUUGGUCUGUCUAUUUUGUGGUCAUGGAACAAUCUUCUUUACAUUUGCUCAUGAAGUGAUUGAAGAGUACCAUUUCAUCAACAAGUCCAAAAGCUGGAGUGAGGCUCAGCAGUACUGCAGAGAGCACUUCACUGACCUGGCCACAGUACAGAGAGCAGAGGACCUGAGCAGAGUCCACAUCCCGGCUGGUCAGGUUGCUUGGAUUGGUCUUCAUGAUGACCCUGCUGCGUGGUUUCAAGUCAUGACCAACGCCUCGAACGCCUGGAGAUGGUCUGUCACUGGGGCCACGAGCCCUGGAGGCUUCCAGAACUGGACUUUGACUGGACCAGACAAUGCGGUUGGUAAUGAAGAAUGUGUUUUGCUUCAAAGUUACACAUGGAGAGACCACUACUGCACCGACAAUGCACAAUGUCUUUGUUUCGAAGUUCUGUCUGGUGUCAAACAUUUCACUCUAGUCAAUGACAGAAGCAGGACAUGGCCCGCCUGCCAGAGUAUUUGCAGACAGAAUUACCAGGAUCUGGCUAAGAUUGAAAGUGCAGCGGAGAACCAGGCUGCAAUGGCGACUUUAUCUCAAGUGCUUAAUGCCUGGAUCGGUCUGUACAGACAAAUGUGGCUCUGGUCGGACCUCAGCAACAGCAGCUUCAGGAAUUGGAUACCUGGAUCACCCGACAACAUAAAUAAGAAUGAGCACUGUGUCCAUAUGAAUGAAGACGGCCAAAUGGAAGACGACACCUGCUCCAAACCACAAAAGUUUCUCUGUCAUGGAGUGAGAAAGGGACGCUCCGUGUUGCAGACACAGAUGAGAAUCCAGACUGACGUAGACCUGAGUGAUGCAGCCGUCUCUGAGCAGCUGCUCAAACUGGUGCGUCCAUGUCUUAUGUUCAGUCUGUCCAACCUCACUCACUCUGAUUCUUUCUGA